AUGGCUGAGGCGAGAGUCUCUGUGAAUUUGGACGAGUUUACCUGUCCCAUCUGCUUAGAUCUGCUAAAUGAUCCUGUCUCCAUUCCCUGUGGACACAGUUUCUGUGUGUCCUGCAUAAACACACAGUGGGAUACAGAGGAACACAGAGGAGCUUACAGCUGCCCCAUGUGUAAACACCAGUUUAACCCACGACCCACCCUGGGCAGGAACGUCAUGUUGGCUGAAAUGGUGAAGAAGCUAAGGAAGACACAUGUUCCUGAAAGAACCCUGGCUGGACCUGAGGAUGUGGAGUGUGACGUCUGUGUUGGAAGAAAAUAUAAAGCAGUGAAGUCCUGUCUGGUGUGUUUAGCUUCAUACUGCGAGAUUCACUUUAAACUUCACAACGAGCUGAACCCGGGCAACACACACAAAGUGACUGAAACCAGGUACGGCCUCAAAGACCGGAUCUGCAGCGAACACAACAAACCUAAAGAGGCUGUUUGUUGUACUGAGAACAAGUGUGUGUGCUGCGAGUGUCUUGUGGAUGAGUGUAGAGGCCAUAACACCACAACAUUCAGAAGUUACAGAUUUCAACAGCAGGGAAAGGUUGGAAACAUCCAGGCACAGGUUCUCCAGAGAACUCAGGCAGCGGAGAAAAGCAUGAAAAAUUUAAAGCAAGCAAAAAAGUCAAUCAAGUCCUCUGCAAAGACAACCCCGGAUCGAAGUGAGAAGAUCUUUGCGGAGUUGAUCAGAUCAGCUGAGCAGAGACGCUCAGAGAUUAGAGAAAUAAUCAAAGCUACAGAAGAAGCUGAAGUUGAGCGAGCAGAGGAAACUCUACAGUGUAUGAAACGGGAAGUGCUGAAGCUGAAGAAGAGAGAGAACGAACUGGUUCAGCUUGGACACAUAGAUGAUGACUUCGACUUUGUCAGGGAGUGCAUGACCCUCUUUGACUUCUCACCUUUUGGUGAUGCUCCUCACGUUAUUGUCAACCUGUCACAUUUUAAAGAAAUACAAAGCUCUGUGUCUGAGCUGGAAAUAAAAGUGAAAGAGUUCUUUCAGACAGGAUUACACACAAAGUCCACAUCAGUUAACAGACGCCACAUGGUUCAAACUUCUGUUCCUAUACUCAGAGAGGAUUUUCUUCAGUAUUUCCGUCAGUUGCCAGUGGAUCCCAGAACAGCCCACAAUAACCUCCAGCUGUCUGAGGGCAACAGAAAAGUACAAUUUGAUGACACAAAACCAAACAGUGACUGUGGGCCUGAGGUAUUUAAGUGGUACGCUCCGGCUCUGUGUAGAGAAGCUCUUCAGGAGCGCUGUUACUGGGAGGUGGAAUGGGGAGGAGAGCAGGUUUACAUCGCAGCAUCAUACAGAGGAGUGGAAAGAAAAACCUGCUGUACAUUUGUGGGCUUUGGCCAUAAUGAUAUAUCCUGGAGUUUAUGUUCCAACUCCUCUCAGUUGACUUUUUUUUACAAAUCCCAUGAGACUGUUAUUCCACAUCCAGUGUCUACAAGAAUAGGAGUUUAUCUGGACCACAGAGGUGGGUCUCUGUCCUUCUACAGCAUCACAGACACUAUGACGCUCCUCCACCGAGUUCGCACCACAUUCACUGAGCCCCUGCACGCCGGGUUCUGGGUGUUUAAAGACUCCAGAGUUAAACUGUGUGACAGAAAUAAGAAAGUGCUUCCUCAAACAUCUCCCACUGUUUCCAACAACACCUCACAUGGGCUUCAAUUUGAAAUUGAACGGAGUAAUAUUUAUUUGGGUAAAGCUGGGUAGAUUUUUCCAUAUCAAUGUUUAUAUGAUGGCUGUUCAAGUCAA
Messenger RNA from Clarias gariepinus (North African catfish), 1797 nucleotides. Its product is annotated as tripartite motif-containing protein 16-like. Bases 1 to 1755 code for a protein of 584 amino acids. Gene Ontology annotation, molecular function: protein binding. Lineage: Eukaryota; Metazoa; Chordata; Actinopteri; Siluriformes; Clariidae. The transcript has 6 exons. The record is from RefSeq and is a predicted model, not a curated record.